Messenger RNA from Aricia agestis (brown argus), 1517 nucleotides. RefSeq names its product dynein regulatory complex protein 10-like. The coding region runs from base 84 to 1370 and encodes 428 amino acids. NCBI's taxonomy places the organism in Eukaryota, Metazoa, Arthropoda, Insecta, Lepidoptera, Lycaenidae. Gene Ontology annotation, molecular function: protein binding. The transcript has 10 exons. The record is from RefSeq and is a predicted model, not a curated record.
AUUAUUUACAAUAAAUCAGAAAAUAUCAAAAUAGGUGUUAAGAUUUGCAGAUAACGGAUGUAAUAAUUCAAGAAAUAAUAAAAAUGGAUGCCACGUCUUCAGAAACACUUCAGUCGCCUUCUAUAUUCUCGUCCACUUCGAAGUUUGAUAGCAGCAGAUCGGGCAGUGAUGAUAAAAUUAGUGUUGACCUAACUAAAGAUAAUGUAACGUCCCCGCUAGACCUGGAAUGUAAGAUACAAGCGGAACGGAUCACAAAAAUCUUAGACGAGACCGUCUUGAAGACGAAGUUGGCGCUAUGUCUGCCCAACUUGGUACAGGAGUACCGCACGCUAAGUUCCAUCCUAACGCCCCAGCAUAUGGAGGACUUGACGUACAUCUUCGAACAGUACGAUAGCCCGCUGUUUUCUGUCAGCCUCCUCAAUGUGUCAGCUAUGGAAGACCUUAAAGAGGGUGACGUUCCGUUGAAGAAUAGACUGAACCCAGAGCUAGGUCACUUGGUAUAUAUCAUACACAGCUACCCAGCGCUGCGGACCAUCGCUGAAGAGAUGGUGGAGGACAUGAAAAAGGAGUUUAUACAUAAUGAGAGUCAAGAGAUGCCACCAGGACUAAGAUACCUUCUAACCCUGGAACGCUUUCGAGAGCUAAUGAUAAAACAGAUGGAAAUAACCGCUGAAGAGGAGCUGACUACAAAGAUAAGCACAAGAAAACUGCAGGCAUCAAAUGAAAAGUUGAUGAAGAAAAUUAAAGAAUAUACGGAUACCUUGAAUACGGAAAACACGAAAUUUGAGAAGACUAUGGAGGAAAAAAGAAAAAUAAUUUCUAAUCUAGAAAAAGAAUUAGCGACACUUGAGCUGGACGCUGAAGUCGAGCUGAAGAAGAAAGUUUUACUAUCUGAUCGUGACAUGGUGCUCGCAACUCGUGGGCAUUUGGUGAAGAAAGAAAUGCUACGAGAAGAGGAACAUGAAUGCAGAGAAGCUUACGAAAACUUGUUGAAGACAAAUCUUACAGAAGAGAAAAACCUAAGGAUGAGAAGAUUUAAAGUUGAGACGCAGUUGCUCUCGUGGCUACAGAAAUAUGACAUUGAGAUGAGUGAGAAGCAGGUCGAGUUGGACGAUUUCACGGAAAAAUAUGAUGAAGAGAUGCAAAAGUGUGAAGAUCUGGAGGAGAAGAUUGCAGAACAAGACAUAGAAUACAUACCCCUUAUGGAGGAAAGAGAGAAGGAGUACCAUCAGGAAAUGACGGAGAAGAUGAACAAAUUUCUUCUGGAACAUGCUGCGAGGGUUAUUCAAGCAGCUUGGAGGCAGGUGCUCGCGAGUCGCGCAGAGAAGAAACGGGCAGGUAGAAAAGGAAAGAAGAAAAAGAAGACUUAAUUUUUUAUGUUUUUCUCCCGAUUAUUAUUAAGUAAUAUUUUUAUUUUUAAUCUUUUCAUUUUUUAUGUUAUUUAUUUUCUUAUUAGCUCAGAAAAUUGCAAAAGAAAUUGGAGGCGGCGCAAAAGAAGGGGAAGCAAGUAUAAAAUA